AUGUACCCCCCAUUUUUUGACGCUCCUCCCUCUCUUCUUCGAAAACCGGACGGUUCAGUACUUUUUGAGUGUCUUUGCAAUGGCAGUCCGCAACCCACAAUUCAAUGGUUCUUCAAGGAUCAGGAACUGAAAGAUCCCAGACAUGAACAAAAAAUCAAGAAGAGUGUCGGGAAGUGGACGGUUACCAUGGUUAUGAAGAAUCCAACGCAGGAGGACCAGGGAGUUUACAAAGUUGUGGCAACAAAUCAAGCCGGUACCCAUUCAGUUGAACAAAAAUACAUACAUAUCUGCACUGCGGACGAGAUCUUCAAGUCUUCAUAA
This is a messenger RNA of Necator americanus (New World hookworm), 321 nucleotides long. RefSeq lists its product as uncharacterized. The record is from RefSeq and is a predicted model, not a curated record. The coding region runs from base 1 to 321 and encodes 106 amino acids. NCBI's taxonomy places the organism in Eukaryota, Metazoa, Nematoda, Chromadorea, Rhabditida, Ancylostomatidae. The transcript has 3 exons. Gene Ontology annotation, molecular function: protein kinase activity.